Vitis riparia (riverbank grape) is the source of this 649-nucleotide messenger RNA. RefSeq names its product glutaredoxin-C3. Lineage: Eukaryota; Viridiplantae; Streptophyta; Magnoliopsida; Vitales; Vitaceae. Gene Ontology annotation, biological process: cellular response to oxidative stress. Gene Ontology annotation, molecular function: glutathione disulfide oxidoreductase activity. The record is from RefSeq and is a predicted model, not a curated record. The transcript has 4 exons. Gene Ontology annotation, cellular component: cytoplasm. The coding region runs from base 40 to 426 and encodes 128 amino acids.
UUUUUGAGAAAUUCCCAAACUUGAGAGAGAGAAAAGACGAUGAAGGCCCGGCAUCACAGUGUGGUUCUUGUGAUACUGCUGGGUGUUUUGGUGGCAAAUGCUCCGGGUCAAACCCUAGCUUCCAAUUCAGUUCCAGCCUUCGUGCAAAACACAAUCUACGCCAACAAGAUUGCCAUUUUCUCCAAAUCCUAUUGCCCGUAUUGCUUGCGGGCAAAGCGCAUCUUUAGCGAACUGCAUGAGGAACCUUUUGUUGUGGAGCUUGAUCUUAGAGAUGAUGGGACUCAAAUUCAGAAUGUCCUUCUAGAUUUGGUGGGUCGAAGCACUGUUCCACAAAUAUUUGUGAAUGGCAAGCAUAUUGGUGGCUCUGAUGACCUCAGAAAUGCAGUCCUGAGCGGUCAGCUGCAGAAACAACUCAGUACAAGUUGAUGAAAUAACAAGGGGAAGCACGAGAAUUUUAGAUGAAGCUUCCAUAUAGUGAUCGUGGAAGCUUUGUGGAGCUUGAAGGUAACUUCUGAGGAUUGUGAAAUUUGAACCAGAUUCUAUUGCAACAUUUUGUAUUUGGGGUUCUCAGAUAACAACUCAUGUUGAUGUAAUGUUGACUUUGCUCCAUCCAAUGGAAAAACUUGUUAUAUUUAUAGCUUUUGCUGCA